Molecule: messenger RNA, 5551 nt
Organism: Amphiprion ocellaris (clown anemonefish)
Lineage: Eukaryota; Metazoa; Chordata; Actinopteri; Pomacentridae
Gene: hps3
Product: HPS3 biogenesis of lysosomal organelles complex 2 subunit 1
Exons: 25
Coding region: 539-3739 (1066 amino acids)
Biological process (GO): organelle organization
Cellular component (GO): cytoplasm
Source: RefSeq, a predicted model, not a curated record
GCAGCUUUUGAUUUCAAAAUCACUCAUUGUUGAAUUCAUGUUUAAAAUGGUUAAAAAAAAAAAAAAAAAAAAAAACCUAAAUAAUAAUUCCUUGCAUUCCAAUAGGGUCUUCGCACCAUUCGGUGCUCGGACCCUAAUAAAAUAAAAUUACAAACGAGAAAAGUGAAAAUAACAGAUCCACCCUUCAAUUUAUGACAGCUCGAUAGCCAAUGAGAACGUCGAACGCAAUACAAGAAGGCUCCGAAGCCAAUUAGAAUCGAGAGGGGGCGGGCACUGUGAUGUUGUGGUUGACGGUUCACUUCCUCCUUUCCAUCGUGAAAUCAAUAAACUGCAGCUGUGACGCUGGAGUAGGACAAGAAGAGAAACUGAAGAUUUGGCAGCAAAGGAGUGGGAUUUUCCUGCAGUGGUUUUCCUGUAUCUAUCCUGAUGGACAAAGCCUCCAAGAAAUAUAGAUAAAGGGGUGGAGAGAAGUGGAGCGAAGAGGAAGCCUCAGUGAAGCACUCUGGGCUGAAUAUCGUCUACAGCAGGAGGACCAAACAUGGUGCACGUCUACAACUGCCAUCCUUUUGCCUCCCAGCAGAUCGUACAGGUGGAGCAGGAACCCGGGCUGGUCUGCUGUGGAUGUGGAGUCCUGUUUGUAGUGGCAACUGGAGGAUGCAAGGUGGAGGCCUACAGCCUGGAGAAGGAGGGCUGUCCACUCAUCUGUCGCUUUGCCACCAUGGGCACUGUGAGGAGCAUCCAGCAUAGUAAAAUAGGAGACUACCUGGUGACCAUUGAAGAAAAGAACAGCGCCACCUACCUGAGAGCCUACACCAACUGGCGCUACCAGGCCGAGGAGAAGGCUCGUGUCGGGGUGCGUUUGUUGGGCCACUUGCUGCGUGGAGCGUCUGUGUGGGGCGGAGUGCAGAUGGAGAUCAUUGAGAUCCCUCUGUCGGAGCGUCCCGUUGCUGUGUCUUGUUGCUCAGUGACAGGAGACCUUCUGGUCGGCUGUCAGAACACUCUGGUUCUGUUUACCUUGAGGAGACAAAACCAGCAGAACCUGAAUCAGAGUCAGCAGAACCCUCAGAGCCCCUCAUCGAACACUCAGCAGAGCUGCAGUCAGAGUCAAGGUCAGACUGCAAGUUCUAACUCUAAUCUUUCUGUCCUGGAUUUUGAACGCUCCGUCAUCCUGCAUCUUCCAAGAAUCACGCCAAGACAGGUGGCGCUAUGUGGAGGAUAUGUGGCCGUGCAGGCAGAGCUGGAAGUUCUCGUACUGAAAUUGGAAGCAAUGUUUGAAAUGAAAGCUCCAGAAGAAUCAUCAGACACAAAUAAAAGCAAUUAUCUCGAAGACGAGAUCGACUUUCUGCUCAUUCCGAGACACGUGGAGUUGCUCGGUGACCGAGCCAAAGACUGCGACAUCCCCGUCAGCAUUGAAAAGACCGGGCUGGAGGACAGGGGACAAUAUUCACUGUCCUACAUACUUUUCAGGCGUUUUUCUCCAGAGUUCUUCCAAGGCUGUAGUGUGGAGGAGACACACCUCCACUCCCUGCAGCUCUACCCACUGUUCACCAGCAACCAGUCAGCGACUCUGGAUGAACCAGCGUGUGUGUUCUGCUUCUUCUCUCUCCCCAACGCCGGCUACCUGUACAGUCUAAAGGGCGGAGUCGAGCUGCUCUCAGCCUAUCAAUAUCCAGAGAAGGUCCUGGAGGCGGUGCUAACAGACCAUCUGUUGCAUGUCAUAACAAAGAGUGCACUGCAGUGUUUCACAGUACGUUGUUCAGCAGUAGCAGCCAGGAUUGAAGACCCUUACAUUGACACUACCAUGAAGGCUUGUCCACCCAGCAACCUGGAGGUGUGUGCGCUCAGGAUGCAGUUAUUUAUUGGUCUGAGGUCGGUGUGCGUCUAUGGCCGCCAUGUUAUCCUGCUGUCCACCGCAGACACAGAGACACCGGAGGAGACCGAACGCAGCACACAGCGCAGAGGCCUCGAGUUGAAAGAACACACCACGCUGACUGGUAUUUUCCUGGCGGUGGGACUCGAUCCCACAACCACCCCAGCUCUGGAGAAUCUUCUGUCACGGCCCUUACUGAGCAGGAAGUGGACGAUCUCUGCUCCCAAAGAAACCAGCAAGGCAGGACACGGAUGGAACAUCUAUGUUGUCGACACCGUCUCCCCCCUCACUCUCUACCAGGAGAUGGUUGAAUACAGUCAGCGCUAUGCAGAGACCAGUCCACAGGCCCAAAGUCUUCGGCACCUCCUCAGCGAGGCUCACCUCCUCCUCCGGGCCUCCGUACUCCAAAAGUCAAGACAGCAACAGAACCAUGACCCUACAGCAUCUGUGCAGACAGACGGACAAGAACUGGAGGAGGCAGUCAGGCAGAACUGCGCCCAGCUAGGAGACUGCUUCAGCAGGGGCAGUCAGAAGGACUGCCACCUGACUUUGCCGUACUACAGGAUGUCUGGUCUGUCAGUCACCGAAGUCAUCUCCAGGAACCGGCCACUUCCAGGCAGCCCUCACUCCUACGGUCCAGGCUUCCUGUUCUACCUCAGGCAUUAUCUGCUGGAAGAAACGGAGCAAAACCUCAGUCAGGAAGCAGCUGAUGAGGUCAUUCACAUUUUCAGCCAAUCAGAGCCCUCACAGCUUAUCAGUGUGUGUGCCAGCGCAUCCAUGAUAAACAUCAGUCCUGACCGGACCUUGCGGAUUUUACAACAUCUGGAGGAUACAACGUGUGUGUCGGUUCCACUGACGAUCACCAUGGCAACCUUGAUGCUGCGUUUGGGUGACCUGCCGCAGUACACACAGCUGAUGGAGAGACACGCUGAGAUGCUGCUGGUGUACGGGUUCAUCGAGGAGCCGAGGUUGCUGCUGCUGCACGUUGAAGGAGGAGGAGGAGAAGAUCGGCACGCUCACAUCCGUCCCACAGCGUUGGCUCAGCAGCUGGCAAAGUCCCAACCUGGCCUACUGGUGGCUGCCAUGGUGGCUUUACAUGAGAACAACAAAGUUCUGCUGGAACAGGCUGAUCACGUAUUCAAGGAGUUGGGCUGUGAGAACUGCCUACAGGUGGAUUUCUGGGAGACGAUGCUCAUGGCAUCUUCACAGGACGCCAUCAUCCAGGAGCUUCUGUUCCGGGUGGCGUCUGUCUACAUCGACCGGCUGACAAACUCAGACACACACAGCAGCCUCCCCCAUGCAGCUCCAAAACGCAAGUCACUGAAGAGCGCUGACGAUCUGAUCAGCUCGUGCUCUCAUUAUGGCGCUCUGUACCCGUGGCUCACUGUUCUCAGUCCAGCUCACACCACCAGCUCACAGCACCAGGAGGCGCUGCACAAACUGCAGUCUCUGCUGUGUGGCCCGUCCCUGUCUGUUGGCUCCGUGGUGCCUCUGCUGGAGCGUCUGUCAGAGGAAACCUUAUGGGGCUUCAGUCUGCACCUCCUCUGUGCCACCAGAAGGGGGCAGUAUGGCAGCAGCAUAGAGAAGUUGCUGGACAGAUGUCCUCAGGCCAUCAUAGCCUUCGCAAAUCACCAGCUACAGGACAAAAACAUGGUGCUGUGGUGGCAGAAGCUGCUCCCAGAGCUUUGUAACCGGACAAGAGCAGCUGCAGAAAACAGCAUCCUAUUGGCUGCUCUCAAAGAGACGCUGGUUGUCGUUGCCAUGGAGAUGAGCCCCGCAGAGUUCUUGGAGCUGAUACCUGAUGACGGCACGGCAUCCUACUUCCUGCCUCACCUGCUGACAUGCAGCCAGAGACACCUGAUGACCUGAGAGACACAAAAGUUGCAGAGAGCGUCUGGAAAGGACUGACACGUUCUGACCCGCUGCACUGGAGCAGUUGGACGUUCAGUGUUUUGAUUAAAAUACCCUCAAGAGACGUGGAUGAUUCAGUCUGCGCUCUCUGGAGAGUUUGGUUAACCCCUGACAGUCAUAUAUUUUAGGUAUUAUGAAGUUAAAUUAAACAAGUUAUGGUAUUAAUUAGAUAUUUGGAACAAUAUUUAAUCUAUUUCCCGCUGUCAAGGCUACUGAGAAGCAUUUAUUCUGUUUUGAGAAUUUGUUGUUAUUUAUCCCUCUCGAAUAUAUAGAGUUUCACAGUGAGACCGCUGAAUGAGCUGUGAGCCCUUUUGAGCUUUAUGUUUUUUUCCUCCAUUGAGUUUUUAAACAUGCAAAGAUCUGAGAUGAAUUUCAGUGCUGUUAAAUCAGAAACCAGCUGAUAUAAUCAACAUUAAGUACCUCAUCAGAUGCAAGUUAGCAUUUUCCACUUCAUUUAUAUUGUCAAAGUAAAAUGAAACUUUUUUUAUCUGAUGUUUUUAGGGAGAAUGUUCUCAUUUGUCACGUGAGCAAAAAGUAUUUAGGAUUUUAUCCAAGUGUUUAGUAGAUGUAGAGAUAUUUCAUUCAAACUGCAAUCAACCCAAAACUAUUCUUGUGUUGUAGCUACUGAAUGCUUACAGAUUUUAAUUAUAGUGUUCCUCCUCACACAAAACUAUCUAAAAAGCUGUCAUUCAUCCCAAAUCGUCUGGUCCAUGUGAAACUCAAAGUAGUAAAGAGUACGGGUCAGUUUUGUUGUGAGUUUGAAGUUGCUGAUAGGACAGUCAGAAGACAGUCGCUGCUGUUGCUGCCUCAGUUGAUUGUCACUGAUUACAGAUUGGUCACACUGUGGGUUUGAUGAAUCACCACAGAAAUGAGACGUGACUACAAACAAACACUGGUCUGUUUUGACUUUGCCCCCCCAAAAAACAUGAUUAGAUAAUAUAUUACUGUGGGUCUGCUAUCUAGGCUGCUGCUUCAGUCUGCAGACUUGAGUAAUUAGUCAUUUAACUUGUCUUAACUUCCAUUCUGGACAGUUGAAAAAUGUUUUGUUUUUUUUUUGUUUGACUUGCAAGGUCAAUAAAGUAGAUCAUGUUAAUAAUGAUUAUAUUCAUAUAAUCCUCUCCCCUCACACCAACCUGUCGAGACAGAUGGCCUCUUUCCUUGAGUCUGGUUCUGCUGGAGGUUUCUUCCAGCUGAGGUUUUUCUUCCAGCUGUUACCAAGUGCUGCUCAAAUGAAUCUUUGUGUUUCUGUCUCUGAUACAGCAUUGUAAAGUUUUGAACUUAGUAUGUAAAGUGCCCUGAGAUGACUUAUGUUGUGAGUUGAUGCUGUAUAAAUACAAUACAAUUCAAUUCAAUUCAAUUCAAUUCAAUUCAAUUCAAUUCAAUUCAAUUCAAUUCAAUUCAAUUCAAUUCAAUUCAGUUCAAUUCAAUUCAAUUCAAUUCAAUUCAAUUCAGUACUUUUAAAGAACAGGUCACUGUGCCAUAUAAAGGACAGAAUUUCAAAAAUACUAAUAAUUAAAACUGAAUAAGAUUUGAAAGCACAAAUGCAUUAAAACAACAAAAUAAAAGCAAUUUUCUAAAUCCUGAUUUUAAAUCAGUGUAUUAUGAAGAGUUGUGAAGCCUGAAAUUUCUCCAUUUGUUGUUUUAUAUUUUGUUUUUCGUACCCUAUUGGGACAAAUACUCGGAUAGCUUUGAUGAACUGACGCAAUCAUCAGGUUAAGGAUGAAAGGAUUUGUGAAGAGACGUUGAAUAAAAAGAGGCUGAUUAAUGGCA